ACUCAAUAUGGCGGCCCCAAAGAAAAUUUUGUUUGUUAGUUUGUGAGGUUUCCAUAACUUACCGUGUCGUCGUUGUCUGAAGAGAUUUUUGACUCAUAUUUUUCUGGUCAUCCGCAAACACGAUGUCCAGCAAACAGUUAAGAAUCUUGGCGUGUGGUGACGUAGAAGGCAGGUUCAGUCAGCUGUUCAAGCGAGUCUCCUCCAUCCAGAAGAAGAGCGGCGACUUUGACAUGCUGCUGUGCGCGGGAGACUUCUUUGGGAUCACAGCCGGAGCUCGCACAGAGUGGCAGCAGUACCUGGAGGGGACACAGAGGGCGCCCAUUGCCACAUACAUACUGGGAGCCAACAAGCCAGAACAUCUGGAGUUCUAUGGGGAUGAGGAUGGGGGUGAACUCUGUGAAAACAUCACAUACUUAGGCAGAAAGGGAGUGUUCACAGGUGCCUCUGGACUGCAGGUAGUCUACCUAAGUGGAGUGGAAGAUGGGGAGGAAGGCUGUUGUUUUUCCAAGACUGAUGUUACAGCUCUUUGUGAAUCCCUCAUAAACAAAAACUUCAAGGGAGUGGACAUCCUAUUGACUUCCGCAUGGCCAAGAGGAGUCACAAACUUUGGGAACAGCGUGGAUGGUGGCGCCGCUCCACAGGGCUUGGUCAGUGUUGCUGAACUGGCCAAAAUCCUCCGGCCCCGUUACCACUUCAGUGGACUUGAGGGUGUGUUCUAUGAGAGACUUCCCUACAGGAACCACAGGGUGCUAGCGGAGAGUGAUAAACAUGUCACACGCUUCCUGGCUCUAGCCAAGGUUGGUAACCCAGAGAAGAAGAAGUACCUGUAUGCAUUUAACUUGACCCCAUUGACUAGCAUGGACCAGUCUGAACUGGUCAAGCAACCUCACGAUGUGACAGAGUGUCCGUAUAAGUCAGAACAGGGCAUUCAAGAUCAGUCUGCAGAGGAUGAACAGGAUACUGGGUUGCAGUACCGCUAUGACUUGUCGGGUGGAGCACAUGGACAUGGCAGGAAGCGAGGCCACCAAGGAGACAGAGGACCUGGUGGGGAGAAGAAGUCCCGUCCACCCCCAAAGCCCACAGGUCCUUGCUGGUUCUGCCUGGCAAGUCCUGAGGUGGAGAAGCACCUAGUGGUCAGUGUGGGUGAUCACACCUACCUAGCACUGGCCAAGGGGGGACUGGUGCCUGACCAUGUGCUCAUACUCCCCAUUGGUCACUACCAGUCUAUGGUAGAAGUCACAGCUGAGGUCCAUGAAGAGAUCGAGAAGUACAAGUCUGCUCUACGUAAAAUGUUCCACUCCCAAGGAAAGGAUUGUGUGUUCUUUGAGAGGAACUACAAGACACAACAUCUACAGAUCCAGGUUGUUCCGGUGCCCUCCCACCUGUCUGAGGAUGUAGGAGAAGUGUUUCAGGAACAGAGUCAGAUGAAGAACCUAGAGCUGGCCGAACUCCCCAGACACACCGACCUCAAGCAGGUUGUCCCAUCAGGCGCACCCUACUUCUACCUUGAACUUCACUCUGGUGGCAAGUUCCUCCAUAGGAUAAGGAAGUUCUUUCCCCUGCAGUUUGGUCGGGAGGUCAUGGCUAGCUCCCCUCUACUGGACAUGCCUGGCCGGGCAGAUUGGAGAAACUGUAAAUCCAACAAAGAGGAGGAAACAGAGACUGCAAAAAUUUUCCGGAAAGCAUUCCAGGGUUAUGACUUCAACCUGAUGUAGGAGAGUGUCUUCUCUGGCUUCUAACACCACUUAGUGCUUCUGUAUCAAGUUUGUUGAGUACAUGUAUGUACUAGUACGUACUAGUAUUGCAGGUUCAUGUACUAUGAUGUUUUAGAUGGAUCAAAAUUUAUACCACUGUAAAUACAAAGCUACACAGCUAGAUGGAAAAUUUGGGACCUUUUUUAUUUUCUGCAGAAUGGACAACUUUUAAUUUGAUGGUAAAGAAUCAUACUAGUUUUAUGUCUGUUUGACUUAAUUUUUUAUGCACAUGUAGUAUCUAACUAAUAGUGGUUUCAAGACCCCUAUAACUCAAUACAAGGGUUUUUCAUCAUUGCCACAUUGUCUGUGUCUUAACUGCUGUUUGCAAUGUAAAAUCUAUUCUUGUCUUUGUUUUAUUUCUUGAUUUUUUUUCAUCUAAUGUGCCAUUAAACAUUAGACUAUGUUCAAUUAGUUGCUUCCAAUGGUGUACAUUGUAUGAAAGAUGUUGAUGAAAAUGUUUUUUGGAUUUUAAUAAAGUUGAGAUACUCUUUUAGCAA
Molecule: messenger RNA, 2251 nt
Organism: Branchiostoma floridae (Florida lancelet)
Lineage: Eukaryota; Metazoa; Chordata; Leptocardii; Amphioxiformes; Branchiostomatidae
Product: CWF19-like protein 1
Exons: 5
Coding region: 123-1715 (530 amino acids)
Biological process (GO): mRNA splicing, via spliceosome
Cellular component (GO): post-mRNA release spliceosomal complex
Molecular function (GO): RNA lariat debranching enzyme activator activity
Source: RefSeq, a predicted model, not a curated record